Messenger RNA from Xyrauchen texanus (razorback sucker), 3259 nucleotides. It is a transcript of the gene pfkfb3, whose product is annotated as 6-phosphofructo-2-kinase/fructose-2,6-biphosphatase 3. Gene Ontology annotation, cellular component: cytosol. Lineage: Eukaryota; Metazoa; Chordata; Actinopteri; Cypriniformes; Catostomidae. The transcript is spliced from 17 exons. The coding region runs from base 170 to 1780 and encodes 536 amino acids. The record is from RefSeq and is a predicted model, not a curated record. Gene Ontology annotation, molecular function: fructose-2,6-bisphosphate 2-phosphatase activity; 6-phosphofructo-2-kinase activity; ATP binding. Gene Ontology annotation, biological process: fructose metabolic process; fructose 2,6-bisphosphate metabolic process.
AGAAGCGGAGUCUUGAUAAUCAGCGAACAUCUUUAAACAGCAAGAACACAUUUCUAAUACGUGAAUUUACCGAGAAGAACAUCUAAAGUCUUACGUUUUUUGUUUUGUAUAAGUCUGGGAAUUCCCGAAACCAGUAGUUUUCUCACUGAUAUUUUCCCAUCUUCAAGGAAUGCCAAGGGAACUAACACAAAACAAGAUCCAAAAGAUCUGGAUUCCAUCUAAGGAUGAUAAACCUUCAAUGCCCCGCGCAUCAGGUGGAGGCCCCCACCUGGCAAAUCCCCCAACGGUCAUAGUGAUGGUUGGGCUUCCUGCUAGGGGUAAAACCUAUAUAUCAAGGAAACUGACACGGUAUCUCAACUGGAUUGGUAUUCCCACAAAAGUCUUUAACGUUGGAGAGUAUCGCAGAGAAGCGGUGAAACACUACAGCUCCUUCGAUUUCUUCAAAUCGGACAAUGAGGAUGCCGUCAAAAUCAGAAAUCAGUGUGCCUUGGCUGCUCUGAGAGAUGUCAAGAUUUACCUCACUGAAGAAGAAGGUCAAGUGGCAGUUUUUGAUGCCACAAACACAACCAGAGAUCGUCGGGACAUGAUCCUGGAGUUUGGUGCUGAAAAUGACUUUAAGGUCUUCUUUAUUGAGUCUGUUUGUGAUGACCCAAAUGUAAUCGCCUGUAAUAUCUUGGAAGUUAAAGUGUCAUGCCCUGACUACCAAGGCUGCAACAAGACAGAUGCCAUGGAGGACUUCAAGAAAAGAAUUGAAUGCUACAAAGUACAGUAUCAGCCCCUUGACCCUGACCAAUAUGACAGAAAUUUGUCCUUUGUCAAAGUGAUUGACGUCGGUCGCAGAUUCCUGGUGAACCAGAUUCAGGACCAUAUCCAAAGUCGCAUUGUCUACUACCUGAUGAACAUCCAUGUGCAGCCGAGGUCUAUAUACUUGUGUCGCCAUGGCGAGAGCCAGCAUAACUUACAGGGCCUUCUGGGUGGAGAUUCUGGUCUUUCUACACGUGGACGAAAGUUUGCAGGAGCUCUUGCAAACUUCGUGGAGGAGCAAAACUUGAAGGACUUGAAAGUUUGGACCAGUCAGCUGCGUCGCAGUAUCCAAACUGCCGAGGCCCUCAAUGUGCCGUAUGAGCACUGGAAGGUCCUGAAUGAGAUUGAUGCUGGUGUGUGUGAGGAGAUGACCUAUGAAGAAGUCAGGGAGAGGUUUCCAGAAGAGUUUGCUCUAAGAGAUCAAGACAAGUACUACUACCGCUACCCUUCUGGAGAGUCAUAUCAGGACUUGGUUCAGCGUGUGGAACCUGUCAUCAUGGAAAUGGAGAGACAGGAGAACGUUCUGGUCAUCUGUCACCAGGCUGUGAUGCGCUGUCUUCUCGCCUACUUCCUGGACAAGAGUGCUGAUGAGAUGCCGUACCUGAAAUGUCCACUGCACACAGUACUGAAGCUGACCCCUGUGGCUUAUGGGUGCAAGGUGGAAUCGAUCUCUCUGAAUGUUGAGGCAGUGAACACACACAGAGACAGACCAGAGGAGAUAAAGAGAGGCCCAAGCACUCUGAUCAGAAGAAACAGCGUUACCCCUCUCACCAGCCCUGAACCCAAUAAGAAGCCUCGUAUUGAGGGUCUAGAUGAACCAAUCAUCAGAGAGCUGACGCCCACUCCGCUCACCCUAUGCUCAAAUUCACACACCACUCUCACCCUGUCCAAACAGCACUGGCUUAGUGAAGCUUGCCUACGCACUUUUUUACAUUACCUACAAGCGGUUUCAGUGCUGCUCUUUCAGAGAACCUGAAGAAAUACUCCAUGGAGAGCCAUGAUGCCCCUCAGCUCUGCCUGUGAGAUUAUUCGGCUGUAUUGCUUUAUUCAGCAUGGAAGCAUUUCCUGCAAGCUGCUUCCUCUUUCCUCAUGCAGAGGAGUCCAUCUAACAAAAAAACUAAAUAGGCACACUAAGUGCCACCUGGGCUUUUCUGUUCAUACUUCAUUUUUAAUGUACGUAUGGGCAGGGAUUAAACAUUCAGCUAAGUCAUUUUCACCCUCCCCUACAUUUUUGGUCACUAUUUCACUUUUUACAUAAGAGGAUACAGUCUAGAUCCUUUUAUUCUGGUCUAAGCCAGUUUUUAACACUGACUUGGUAAGGACAUGCCCCUGAACUUUAAAGGAUGAUGCUAAAAGACACCAAAAGAUCACCUGCUGUUAUUUGCGGGUUGAUUCAUGUAUAUUUUGCACUCUCUUUAAAAUACAUGCUGCAAACAAUUAGCACAUUAUAAUUGCACAUUUAGACAAUUUUGCAUAUAUAUAUAGUCUUAAUUUCUGCGGGCAGUAAUGAAUCGUACCAAUUUUGAAUGCUGCUGGCAGUUUUGAAGGCUGUUUAAAAGUUCUCGUGUUUUUCAUUUCAAUUGUAGAAUCAUUUGUGUUAUGGCUGUGGAUUGUGAAAGUGUUAUUUAUGAAAUUGUGUGUUUCGAAGACCUAAUGACUAGGUCAAUGUGCAAGGUUGUAAACACAGGGUGUUUUAUGCGUGUUUGGAUGGGACGAAUUGAAACAGUGUUUAUAUUUGUUGUUAUUUGAUGUUGUUUAUGGUGUGUUAGAGAUGAGCUGAAUUUUAUACAUUAUUCAUUUAUUAAAUCCCUAGAGUGCCUAGUGCUUGAGCAAUCAGGCCAGUGCUGCUUUUUUACAUUUUAAUAUAAACAUUUAACAUUUCAAUUUAAUUGUAGUUUUAUAAUUAUAAUGUAGAUUUUUUUUGUUAGCAUGUCUUGUGUGUUGUCUUGCUGCCUGAUCAAGAGAUUAUAGUAUUUGAUAUUGUAUGCAGAUGCGUUUACUGUAGAGAUACAUUUACUCUUGUAAACCAAAUGUUUACAGUUUGAAUUCUUAAGAGAUUUCCGGCAACGCAGAGAAAAGGAGUUGAACUUUAAUGCGGUAAAACAAAGGGUUUCUUUUAUUUAAUUUACCAGCUUUAACUGUUAACACUCGCUCUGCGUGACAUGAAAUGUAUGGGAUUAAGUAGACGUCAAGAUGUUAUUAUGCUUUGUAAAACAUGUUUAUUCAUCUAGAUGCAAUGUUGUACAUUAACCUUAAUUCAUUGGUUUGCAUCUGAUACUUGAACCAUAUUUUGUAAUACCUUUAUUGUUAAAAUAUUUAUUUAUUGGUACUAGACUGUGUAUCCCUUUGUGUUUCCAGCACAUUGUUCAUUGAGAUUGUAGAGCAUAUCAACAAGCCUAAUUGUCUCGUUCUGAAGAAAGUAAGCCAUUUCUAUUGCAUUUAUUGGAUCAAUAAA